Molecule: messenger RNA, 2763 nt
Organism: Rhopalosiphum maidis (corn leaf aphid)
Lineage: Eukaryota; Metazoa; Arthropoda; Insecta; Hemiptera; Aphididae
Product: putative ATP-dependent RNA helicase TDRD12
Exons: 2
Coding region: 350-2707 (785 amino acids)
Biological process (GO): transposable element silencing; germ-line stem cell division
Source: RefSeq, a predicted model, not a curated record
UGCGAGGUACGAGUAACUGUAUUUUCUAACCACGAUUUAAGAUGUCUCAAAUUGUGUUACUAAAUUCUAACCUAUCCAUAGACCGCAUAGAGUAAAGACAUAAACCCGUCUGCAGACCAUUCUACCGUUCGUCCGUACUCCGCACUCGUGCAUAGAUCAUUUUGGAAUUUUUUUUUUGUUCAUGAUGAUGAUGAAGAAUUCGUAGUGUUACAUAAAUUUUUCAAUUUGAUUAUUGCAAUUAUAUUUCCGAUACUUCUGGCUUUCUAAUUAUUGUUAUUAUUGUCUAUUGUCUCGUAGUUAACAUUUUUUAAAUUGCGAUUCAUGAUAAGUAUUGAAAUAUACAUCAAAUAUGUUUGAUUUUAUAAAAACACCAUUCAAAAAUAGUAAAGUAUCAAUUUCCCGUCCAUUUCUUUGUGAUAAAGUAAAAGAAUUUGGUACUUGCGAAGGAACAUGUGCAGAGCGUCAUAUUUUGUGUAAAACACUUGAUAAAAAAUGUCUCAAUAUUCCUAUGAAAUGUUUGGUUACAAUAAAACUGACAAAAAUUGUAAGUGCUUCACAUUUUUAUGGCAGAAUUCUUAAGUAUAGUACCAAAAAGAAUCCUACAAAAGAUCAAGAUUGGAUUAAUAUCGAUGACUCGUUUGAAAAAAUAAAACAUGAAUUAAAAAACAUCUGUUCAACUCCAAAUACUAUCAUUUUAUGUGAAACCUUUUCUAUUGGUGAAAUGGUUAUGAUACAAACUGAAGAAGAAUCAUUUUAUCGAGCAGUUGUCUUGGAUAUAGUACAUGGAUGGCUUACAGUUAAGGUAAAAGUAAUAUUAAUUGACAUUGGACAAACAAAAGAAAUUAGUUCAAAUAAAAUAUUUGUACUGCCAAACCAUUUAAAAGAAUUUCGGCCUGUAGCUGUUGAAAUCAUCAUAUCUUCCAUGGAACCUGUGGUAGAAGGAACGUCUGUAUUCAAAUGGCCAAUUGAUACAACAAAAAUUGUACGUAGUUUAUUAGAACCAUUUAUUUUGACAGAUUUAGAAUUUAUUUGCAAAGUUGAACUUACAUUAGGAAAAAAUGUAUGGGUUAAUUGGAUAUUAGCUAAAAAAUGUAUUAAAUGUUCUCACUUUGCAUGUAAACUUUAUAAAAGUUCUUUGAUAUUACCAAAUGAAUUAAUUAAACGCAAUCUUGCAAGACAAAGUUCUUGUCUAAUAGAUAAGUUAAUUAGCUUAGAUAAAGAUGCUCUAAUAUGGAAAAAACACCUAAAUGUUGCAAAACCACCAAUUGUUAAAAAAUCAAAUAUACCAUUAUUUUCAUGUGAUAGACCAAAAAAUGAAGUUGAUGAAGUAAUACAAGUACAGUGGGCUCAUUUGUCCAAGCAAAUAAUUUCAAAUGUAAUUGUUCAUUACAUAGAUAGUCCAAAAUGUUUUUUAGUAAGUAAUUUGCAAUAUUCUGAUAGAAUUAUUGCUCUUCAAAGAGACAUUGAUGAUGCUAUCAAUAAUACAUCUGUUGAAAAAUUAACUUGUGCCACUGUUGGAAGUGUAUGUUUAGCAUUAAUACCUGGAGAAAAUAAGUAUAACCGUGUUAUUAUUCAAAAAAUUGACAAUCAAAUAGCUGAUAUUCUCUAUGUAGAUUAUGGUGAAUUUUACCAAGUUGAAAUUCAUAAUUUAUUAACUAUACCCUCAGAUUUGAUAACAAAGUUACCAUUUCAAGUAAUUGAGUGUAGUUUAAGUGGUUUUAAUGAUAGUUUACCAACCAAUGUUUUAGAUCAAUUUAAUAAUCGUUUAUUAGAACUUACAGAUACUAUGAUAAAUUUAAAAGUUCUUUCUUCUACUAUGGAUGCAAAGUUGACUGGAGGAACCUGUUAUGAAGUUGUAUUAUUUAAGCAUGAUAUAAAUAUAAAUGUCACACUGGCUGAUGAAUUUAAUAUGUAUGUUGAUGAUACUCAAAUACAGAAUAUUUCAAGCAUAAAUUGUAAACACGAGGAAAAUGAUAGUGAAGAUGAUAAUGAAAUUGAUGAAGAAGACUUAAAAGGUCAGAUAGAUCUACUAAACAGCCUAUUCAAAAUGUCAAAUCAAAUAGAUGAAACUCAAAUUGAACCAAGUUUAACAAAUGAAACCCAAACUGUACCAAGUUCGGCUAAUGAAAACAUUAAUAAGUCUGUUUCAAAAACAUUAAAUAAAGAUAAUAUAAUUUCAAACACAGAACAGAUAAAAGAUGUAAACAUUUUAAAAAAAUAUUGUCUAGAUUGCAAUAAGACUCCAGUGGUCCCUCAAUGUUUUUGGCAUCAAGAUGACACUUGGAUUUAUCUUAAAUUGAAUAUUUUGUCAGUAAACAAUUAUCAUAUAUCAUAUACAAUAGAUACCAUAACAAUAAAUGUUGAAACAAAUUCUGUAUCCUAUUCUUUUACAGCAAUUUUGUAUGGGUUUAUUAUAGAUGAACUGUGUACUUGUCAUGUAGGUUUUGAUGGGAUUUUCAUCAAAGCACAAAAAUUUAUAAAAGUUAAAUAUCAAUGGCCUAGACUUUUAAAAUGUACAAAAAAACAUAAAUAUAUUAUUUAUGAUACAGAAUUCUGCAAUACUGAUAAAAACUGGAAUUUGUGGUGUAAAAUAUUGAAUAAUUUCAAAUUAAGAGCUCUUGGUGAACAGUUAAAUAAAGAAUAUCUUGAUAGUGAUUAUGAUGAUAGUGAUUGUACCGAUAAUGAUAAUACCAUUGUUGAAGAUUGAUUAAAAAUAAAUUUUCCAUACCACAUUUAUUUUAUACUUUAAUGUUCUAAUAUAAA